Messenger RNA from Sungouiella intermedia, 1026 nucleotides. The record is from the annotation of a GenBank genome assembly. Lineage: Eukaryota; Fungi; Ascomycota; Pichiomycetes; Serinales; Metschnikowiaceae.
AUGGAACAGCCAGUCCCCCAAACAAACCCCGAAAGCACUAAUGCUACAAUUCUAUUGAUGGGGUUGCGCAGAGGCGGUAAGUCGUCUAUUUGCAAGGUCGUGUUCCACAACAUGCAGCCUCUAGAUACCUUGUAUUUGGAAAGUACCUCCAAACCAACUAGCGAGCAGUUUCUGUCGCUCAUUGACUUAUCUGUCAUGGAGUUGCCCGGCCAGCUCAAUUACUUCGAGCCCACUUACGAUAGUGAGCGUUUGUUUUCAAGCGUGGGUGCCUUGGUGUAUGUGAUUGAUUCCCAGGAUGAGUAUCUCAACGCCUUGACUAAUUUGUCCAUGAUUAUCGAGUUUGCCUAUAGCGUCAACCCCAAGAUUCACAUUGAGGUGCUUAUUCAUAAAAUUGACGGGUUGUCAGAGGACUACCGAAUUGAUGCUCAACGUGACAUCAUGCAAAGAACUGGAGAUGAACUCUUAGACCUAGGGUUGGAAGGCGUUCAAGUAUCGUUCUACUUGACGUCGAUUUUCGACCACUCUAUCUAUGAGGCAUUUUCUCGGAUUGUUCAGAAGCUCAUUCCAGAAUUGCCCUCACUUGAGAACAUGCUCGAUAACCUUGUAGCACAUUCUUCUAUCGACAAGGUGUUUCUCUUUGACGUGAAUUCCAAGAUCUACGUGGCCACGGACUCGUCGCCAGUUGAUAUUCAAACGUACGAGGUGUGUGCGGAAUUCAUUGACAUCACAAUUGACUUGGACGAUUUGUAUGUGGAUCACGAGAAGGAUGAGGGAGUGAAAAAGGACGAAAUUAAGUCCAUCUCCUACCUCUCCAAUGGGUCCAUUUUGUACCUCAAGCAGAUGAUCAGAGGAUUGGCAUUGGUUGCACUCAUCCGUAAUGACGAGGAAGGUGCCGAGGAUAAGGCUGAGAACAUGGAUGAGCUCCUUACUAUUAUUGAUUUCAAUGUCGGUUUGUUUAAGAAAGCUCUCAUGAAGAUGUGGGAGAGCUCCAAAUUUGAGCCACGGGCUAUUGAAGGCAGAACAUGA